Caenorhabditis remanei is the source of this 1239-nucleotide messenger RNA. RefSeq lists its product as uncharacterized. Lineage: Eukaryota; Metazoa; Nematoda; Chromadorea; Rhabditida; Rhabditidae. The transcript is spliced from 8 exons. The record is from RefSeq and is a predicted model, not a curated record. Bases 1 to 1239 code for a protein of 412 amino acids.
AUGUCGUUCGUCAGAAAACACGAGGAAAUAAAAUUCAACAGAUCCUCCAUAUCUCCUCUACCUCAGACACAACUCAAUCCUGCGUUGUGUCCACGAUAUAAUUUCCCCAAACCGGUUAUUGCUCCAGUUGCACCUGCUGUCGUCCCCCCUUAUCUUCAAAGUGUGAUCAAUGCUGGCAAGCAAUUCAGAAGUACAAUAUCUUCACAAUCUACACGUCGUUCUAGUCAAGGAUCUCCUCCUUCAGCAUCUCCUCCAGUGCCUCAAAAUAACAGAAACAACAAUAAUCAGAAUAAUCAGAAUGGAAAUGGAAACUCCACGCCUAACCGUAAUCAAAAUCAAAACCAGAACCAAAAUUCAAGAAAUCAACAAAAUAUGCAAGGACAACGAAAUUUCAAUCAGAACAACCAAUUACAAAACCAAAGAACGCAAUUUCGGAACAACCAGGCAAUGAGAAACCGGUUCAACUCUCAGCAGAGAGCAAAUAACAUCCAAAAUAAUUUGCAACAACGUCCUUUCCAACAAAAUCAAAACUUUCAACAAAGACCAUGGCAAGGGCAGCAACAGCAAUUUCAACAGCCAAGGUUUCAGCAAUCACAGUUCCAAAACCCAAGACCGUUUCAAAAUUUUAACGGUGGUCAGCAACAUUGGAAUGGAAGAUUCUGGGAGCCAGCUGGACGAGCAAUAGGGGAAGCAAUUCGGAAUCCCAUUCAAAACGCUGUCGGAAAUGGUUGGCAAAACGGUUGGGGACAAGGGAACGGAAAUGGGCAAGGAAACGGCAAUGGUGGAGGUGGCGGAUCACCUCAGCCUCCAUUUCAACCUGCUCCUGCACCAGCACCAGCCGUCCCUCAACCACUUCCUUGGACAGGUGGUAAUGGAGGAUUUGGUGGAAAUGGAGGAUUUAAUGGCGGUUGGGGAGGAGGUGGUUCUGGAGAGAAUAACAACAAUCAUGGAUUCAGUCUAUUUGGGAUUGGAUUCAAGAACCGUCAAAAAAGAGCAGAACCACCAACUAUUAUUGGAAAGCGUUUCACAAUCAACUGCAUGCAACGUGGAGAUUCUGAAGAUGAUAUGUUAGCAUUAUGCGGUUGGGGAGAAUGCGUUCAACAAUAUCGGAACGUAGAUGUUCUACGUCGAGACAACGGCCGUUGGGUACCAACUGUAAUUACAACUUCAACUUGUUGUGAUUGUCGAGUUCGUGCGGGUACUGAAAUACAUUCGCUUGUAAUUGGUGAUAAGCAUUGA